CAUCGAAUAGGGCAGACAGAAAGCGAUUGUUGUUCACGAAGAAAAACACACCGACUUUAGCAUACACUUACAGUUCUUCAUUUAUUACAAAUUUCGCAGCAACGGACUUUACCAACCGGAUUAACAGCAAAUUAUAUAAGAGAUAAGGCGUAUAACGUGAACGAGGAGAAUAAGAGAUCAAAAUACAAAACACCAGCAGUUGAUAAACUAAGGUCCCUUUUGCGGUGGCAAAAGAGGAAUAAUCAGCUGAUUCAGUUAGAUUAGGCUUGAGGCCUAGUGUUUGGUUUGCUAAGCGUCCCCCGUAGACCACUCUGGCUAUGGACGAUGGGAAAAGACAAAAAAGACAACCAGCAACAGUUGUCCCCUUCAGUUUCUGGGUCACCUGAAGCACCUCAACAACAACAAUUAGAAACAAUGGACAAGCUGCUGCAGCAUAGAGAAGCAAAGAGGGCACAAGUGCGAGAAUGCAUACGCACGCUCAAGCAGCUGGCGCCGCCAGCUCGCAAGGGUCGAAAAGAGAAGGUCGGCACCUUGGUGGCAUUGAUGCACGCAGUCGAAAGUAUUCGCCAGGCUGAAGAGAAGAACCCUGCUGUGCCCAGCCAGCUGUCUAAUAUAACAGAGAAAUAUCUCUCUUUGAAGGUAAGUUCUCUGGAAGGUUAAGAACGCCUGUAUUGA
Messenger RNA from Lingula anatina, 675 nucleotides. RefSeq lists its product as uncharacterized. Gene Ontology annotation, biological process: entrainment of circadian clock by photoperiod; negative regulation of transcription by RNA polymerase II; circadian regulation of gene expression. Gene Ontology annotation, molecular function: transcription cis-regulatory region binding; transcription corepressor binding. NCBI's taxonomy places the organism in Eukaryota, Metazoa, Brachiopoda, Lingulata, Lingulida, Lingulidae. Gene Ontology annotation, cellular component: nucleus; cytoplasm. The record is from RefSeq and is a predicted model, not a curated record.